CCCGACAGUAUAUUUUUUUAUUCAGCGAAACCCCAAUCUCCUUCUGGAAAACCCUAGCAGAGCUCCGAUCGCCCAUCGCCAUGGGGGACAUGAACGAUCCUUUCAUGCGUAACCAAGCCGUCCAGGCUCGCCCUAAGGUCCAGAACCGAUCCAAUGUUCUUCAGCUCAAGCUGAUGGGUCAAAGUCACCCGACUGGCUUAACCCCCAAUCUGUUGAAGCUCUUUGAGCCCCGACCUCCAUUGGAGUUCCUGCCACCUCCUGAGAAGAGAAAAUGCCCUCCCUACACAGGCAUGGCUCAAUUUGUAAGUCGCUUUGCUGAACCUGGAGAUCCAGAGUAUGCUCCACCCAAGCCCGAAGUUGAAACACCUGCUCAGAAAAGGGAGAGAAUUCACAAAUCACGACUGGAGAAAGGUGUUGAAAAGGCUGCUGAGGAUCUACAGAAAUAUGAUCCGAAUAAUGAUCCCAAUGCCUCUGGAGAUCCCUACAAGACACUCUUUGUUGCCCGACUUAACUACGAGACCUCUGAGAGUAAGAUUAAAAGGGAGUUUGAGGCUUAUGGUCCAAUUAAACAGGUUCAUUUGGUGACUGAUCAGCAAACCAAUAAACCCAAAGGAUAUGCCUUCAUCGAGUACUUGAACACCCGUGACAUGAAAGCGGCAUAUAAACAGGGUGAUGGAAGGAAGAUUGAUGGUAGAAGGGUGUUGGUUGAUGUGGAGAGAGGUAGGACAGUCCCUAACUGGCGUCCUCGUAGGCUUGGUGGUGGUCUUGGUACCACCAGAGUUACCGGUGAGAAGACAGCUGGCGAGGAGGAGCCACAACAGCCCUCCCAAGCAAGAACAUCCCGCUCAGAGGAGCCUAAAGCCCGUGAAGACCGGGAGAAAUCUCGUGAUAGGGGCAAAGAAAGGGAACGCGAGGUGUCUCACGAGCGGUCUCGUGAAAGGUCUCAUGAGAGGUCCCGUGAAAGGUCUCGUGAUAGACCGAGAGAGAGUCAUAGAGAGGAAAAGCACCACAGAGACCGGGACCGAGGUAGAGACAGAGACAGGGACCGAGAAAGAGAGAGCAGACGUGACAGAGGAGACAGAGACCGUCGUAGUCGGGAUCAUGAUAGGGAGCGGAGUAGGAAAAGGGAACGGGACUACGAGAGCGGAGAGUACGAAGAAGAGGGUGAGUAUGAGAGAGGUGGGUCGAAGCAGAGGAGAGGAGAGUCAGAGGAAGGGCAUGGGUACUACGAAGGGCGUAGUAGACGUUCAAGCCAUUAUGAGCGUGAGGAGGAACAGGGAGGAGGUGAGCAAGACCGCUACGAUGACCGUUAUGGGAGAGUGGAGGAAGAAGAAUACCGUUAUGAUGAUCGUGAGUACAACAAGCGGUCAGAGCGUUCCAAGUCGCGUGAUUAUUAAACUUGAUGGACGACGUUAUUUUCUUGCGUAGCUAUAAACAAUAAACUUUUGUUUGUGUGUUGUGAUGAAUCUUUUGUCGGAUUUCGCUUUUGCGUUUCUUUUGAUUUGGUCUGACAAUUUGUUGAAUCUUUUUAAACAAGAACCAUUUCAGCUUUUA
Raphanus sativus (radish) is the source of this 1554-nucleotide messenger RNA. RefSeq names its product U1 small nuclear ribonucleoprotein 70 kDa. The record is from RefSeq and is a predicted model, not a curated record. Gene Ontology annotation, cellular component: U2-type prespliceosome; U1 snRNP; precatalytic spliceosome. The transcript has 9 exons. Gene Ontology annotation, molecular function: U1 snRNA binding; mRNA binding. Bases 81 to 1397 code for a protein of 438 amino acids. Lineage: Eukaryota; Viridiplantae; Streptophyta; Magnoliopsida; Brassicales; Brassicaceae. Gene Ontology annotation, biological process: mRNA splicing, via spliceosome.